AUGGAUCCUGAAAAUGAGAGAAUUGCUGAAGAUUUAAUUGCUUCAAUGGAUGUCUCUUCAAUUAACCCAGAUGAUGCUCCUGAUUUUAUAUCAAUUUUAUCUGUUAAAAAGCAAGAAGCAUUGAUUUUAAAUGAUUAUGAAAGAGUCGAGCGCAUUAAAAACCUUAUUACAGCAUUGAAUUAUAUGGCUCCUAUUAUUUUACCUAAAAAAGCAGCUAAAACACCAGUAAAAUCACCAGCAAGAUCUCAAACACGUAGCAAAUUAUCGACAAGCUCAAAGAUAUCAAUGAAUUCAUCGCAAAAUUCAACAUUAGAUGAAGAAGGACACAUGUCUUUUGUUUCAGAAUUAUCACAAAGUUCAAUAAUUUCACAAAGUCAAAAUACUCCUUCAGAAUCGAUUGAUCCUGAACAAAUAGAUAAGGACAUACAAGAACUUAUCAGAGGAAAUGAGGUUACCCAAAUUUCAGAGAACUAUAGGCAGAUAUUAAAUUCAAGAAUAAGCGAACUCCGUCUUGAUGCAAUUGAUCAUGAUAAUUAUGAGCAAGCCAAGAAUUAUGAUAAAGCAACCGAUACAUUACGCAAGAGACAAAACCCUUCUGUUGAAAGACAAAAGAAGAGGUUAGAUGAACUUUACAAGAAGCGAGAAUUAGUGCAAAGAAAAGCUGCUGAAGAAGAGGAAAGAUACAGAUAUGAAUUGCAAACUUUAAUUAAUCAAUACAAUGAAGCUAAAGAUAAAUUAACAGAAGAUACAGAUAUGAAGAAAUAUAUUGCAGAAGAAGAAUAUGUAGAGCAGAAAGAUAUUAAACGGCAUACUAAUUUUGCAGAAGUUGAAAGUAUGAAGAAAGAAAAUCAGAAAUUGAUCGCUGCAAGAAACUAUUCCAAUGUAAAAGUGAUGAAAAAGAGGAUCGCCAAGGCCCAAGAGCAAGCUGAAAAUAAAGAAACAGAGAGAAUGCAAAAAGCGGCAGAUGCGAAAUACGAAAAAAAGAAUGCAGAGAUAGAUAACCAAAUAGCAUGCUUUAAUAAGAAAUGGGAUUUGAAGAUAGAUGAUUUUAAGUCUAAGAUGGAAGUAUCCAUGAGUAAAUUUGUCAAAAUGAUUGAAUCUCUUGAUAAACAGAUUCAUUUCUAUCAGAAGAAAUUGCAUGAGGGAUCUCGCAAUUCUGAUGUUUAA
Trichomonas vaginalis G3 is the source of this 1167-nucleotide messenger RNA. RefSeq lists its product as uncharacterized. The record is from RefSeq and is a predicted model, not a curated record. Lineage: Eukaryota; Parabasalia; Trichomonadida; Trichomonadidae. The coding region runs from base 1 to 1167 and encodes 388 amino acids. The transcript has a single exon.